This is a messenger RNA of Pundamilia nyererei, 1723 nucleotides long. RefSeq names its product lactase-like b (gene lctlb). Gene Ontology annotation, molecular function: hydrolase activity, hydrolyzing O-glycosyl compounds. The coding region runs from base 1 to 1713 and encodes 570 amino acids. The record is from RefSeq and is a predicted model, not a curated record. The transcript is spliced from 13 exons. NCBI's taxonomy places the organism in Eukaryota, Metazoa, Chordata, Actinopteri, Cichliformes, Cichlidae. Gene Ontology annotation, biological process: carbohydrate metabolic process.
AUGCUGCCCCGCUGUGCAGUCGGUGUGUGCCAUGUGCUUAUGUUGGUGCUGUGUGUGUCUGCGGCUGAGGACUUCGACUGGACAAAGAACCACCACGGCUCCUUCUAUUAUGGCACUUUUCCAGCUGGAUUUUCGUGGGGUGCCGGAGGUUCAGCCUAUCAAACAGAAGGAGCCUGGGACAAAGAUGGAAAAGGACUGAGCAUCUGGGACGUGUUCAGUCAUAAGAAAGGCAAGAUCCAACAAAAUGACACUGGGGAUUUCUCCUGUGAGGGCUACUACAAAGUCAAGGAUGAUAUUUCUCUGAUGAAGGAGCUGAGGCUUAACCACUAUCGUUUCUCUAUCUCAUGGCCUCGACUCCUUCCCACUGGCAUAAAAUCUGACCAUGUAAAUGAAAAGGGAAUACAGUACUACGAUCACCUGAUCAACCACCUACUGGAGAACAAAAUCACUCCGAUUGUUACUUUGUAUCACUGGGAUCUUCCACAGGUCUUGCAAGAGAAAUAUGGUGGAUGGCAAAAUAUAAGCAUGGUCAAUUAUUUCAAUGAAUUUGCUAACCUGUGCUUUGAGAGAUUUGGCGACCGAGUCAAGUACUGGAUCACUUUCAACAAUCCAUGGUCUGUAGCUGUUGAAGGUUAUGAGACGGGGGAACACGCUCCUGGACUGAGGCUGAGGGGAACGGGAGCAUACAGAGCUGCACAUCAUAUCAUUAAGGCACAUGCUAAAGUUUGGCACACGUAUGACACACAGUGGAGGGGGAAGCAAAAAGGUCUGGUUGGCAUCUCUCUGUCGGGGGAAUGGGGAGAACCGGUGGAUAUCAGCAACCAGAAAGACAUUGAAGCAGCUGAGAGAUAUGUCCAGUUCCACCUGGGAUGGUUUGCCACACCGAUCUUUCAUGGCGACUACCCUCAAGUGAUGAAAGACUUCAUAGGGAGAAAGAGUGUCCAGCAGGGCCUCGGGACGUCUCGACUGCCCACAUUUUCCCCUCAAGAGAAGAGCUACAUAAAGGGGACCUGUGACUUCCUUGGCAUUGGUCAUUUCACCACCCGCUACAUCACCCAAAAAAACAACCCAUCGGGCCGUAGCAGCAGCAACUACUUUAGUGACCGUGACCUGGCUGAGCUGGUUGACCCAAGAUGGCCUGACCCUGGUUCAGAGUGGCUCUAUGCCGUGCCCUGGGGUUUUAGACGUCUGCUCAAUUUUGUCAAGACUCAGUAUGGGAACCCAAUGAUUUAUGUGACUGCAAAUGGAGUCUCUGAGAAGAUGUUAUGCACAGAGCUUUGUGAUGAAUGGAGGAUAGUGUACUACAAAGACUACAUCAAUGAGAUGCUUAAAGCUAUCAAAGACGGAGUCAAUGUGAAGGGCUACACUGCAUGGUCGCUGCUGGACAAAUUUGAGUGGGAUGAAGGUUUCUCUGAGAGAUUUGGCUUGUACUAUGUGGACUUCAGGAACAAAAACAAGCCUCGCUAUCCCAAAGCUUCUGUUCAGUUUUACAAACGCAUUAUCAGCUUCAAUGGAUUUCCCAAUCAAAGAGAGGUUGAAAACUGGAGGCGAAAGGCAGUUGAGACGUGCUCUUCCAGCAAUCAGCUUCUAGCUGCAGACCCUUUGACCAGCCACAUGGAGAUGGUGACUGAGAUCGUUGUUCCCACUGUGUGCACACUCUCCAUUUUGCUCAGUGCCAUCUUCCUCAUGUUCCUGCUGCGGAGGCGUAACUAGGAAGGCUUUC